CACGAAUGAGUGUUUCUUGGGGUUUAGAGGUGCUUUUCGACACCCUGCAUUGUGUUCUGUUUGAUGUGAAAGCAGUCUCGUGGUUUCAAGUGGUUAACUUUGCUCCUGCAGCAUGUGCAGCGGUAAGACCUGUGCAUGUGAAUGUCUGUGCUUCGUGUAGAGAGCUUGUCUGACCCUGCAUGCGUUCAACCUCAUGCCGCGUGAGCAACAAAGGUAAAAGCCACGGUGCAAAGCCUCUCCUCUCCUCUCCAGCAUAUGUUCCCAGGUUCUAAAUCCAGCCCAGUGUGCUGUUCUUUGUUCUAGCUUGUAGAAUUUACUCAAGCACACCAGUGCUAAUGUAUGCCUCUGUGGGAAAAGAAUAUGAGAUAACAAUGCUGCUUUCAGCGUGAACUCUGUUUUAUUUGGUAAAAAAUGAUUUUGAAACCCAUUAGGUCUCUUUGUCUCAUGUUUUUUUAAACUCAUGAUUUGCCAAAUUCCCUAUUCCAUGCUGCAAUUCCAAAAAAACAAUAAUAGUACGGAGUUGUUGAAGUCAUGCCGGGAAGACUCAAAUAUUAUCAACAUUAUCCAGUACAUGCAAUAAACAUUUAGUAAAAAAAAUAUCAACCUGCUGGUUAAUUUCUGCUAAACCUGCAGGAUAAUACUUCUUUUCCUUUGAAGCUGCCCAUCUGUGUAUGAUUAUGACAGAGAGAGAUCUAGAUAGGAAGCCUCUCAGAUUCAGACACUUGAGGCUGCUGUGACGGUGCUGUUCUGCAAGCUUGCUGCGGCUGAGAGGACCAUUGUUGAGCUGACAGUGUCAGCUGCUGGUUGGAGCGUUUACUGCAGUGUCUCCCGCAGCGCCGGCGGAGCGGGAGGCUUCUGCACAGACCUCGGGACGCAAACUCUGUGUGUGCAUCCGCAGCCGGAGCUCGAGGAAGCGGUGGGGUGAGGGGGGGCACCUGACCACCGUUCACAUAUGCAUGAAUUUAAAAAGCAGGGUCGUAAAUAUCCAUCAAUGUGAAUUUGAUGAGGUAUAUAUAUUGUCAUUCUGUGCCAUGCCGUAUAUUCAGUAUUCAUUUCAUUGUUCUUCGGCUUUUUUUUUAAUGACAUCUACUCAUUUUUUCUUCUUCCUGUAAUGCAAACGAAUGAAUACAAGAGUGAUCCUUCUAUAGCUAAGUAGCUCAACCCAUCUUAUAUUGUCCCGCGGGAGGCCUUCCAGCGGGAUAUCAACAGGUGCAUCUGGCGUGCGGACCAGAAUGAAUGCACAGCAAUGGGGCAAUGCAACGCAACGCUGCAGUCCCCCCUGUGAGCCCCAUACGUUUAAUUACAGCCACAAACGGCAGAUGGCCCUCUUGAGUUUUAAUUCCAGUGCCUGUGAUUGAGACUAAGACGAUAUUAACAUCCCCAAACAAGAAAAAAAAAGGUAUCAGAUAUUUUGUAUUUCGCUGGCUUUUAUCGUGUGGGACCGACUCGUCCGAUUUCGCCAUCUAUCAAAUAGAGGAAUAAUGCGGAAUGGAGCGUGAAGCGGAUCUCCCAGUGGAAUGUGGUCGUUCAAGUAAAGAUUGAAAGGAAACGUUUCCCCCUCCGUCGUUGUGCUGGUGCUGACAUUAGCGGCGCUGUCCGCGGUGCUGAAACCGUACACACGCAGCAAAUGAGCCCACAGCCCAAAGGGCUCGCAAUUAAAACGAUGUUGGGAUGUUCUGCUUUACCUCGUCUGCAGCUAGUCCCCCCCAGUGUUAUAAUUUCUGUGGGGAAAUUCAGUUAUUUGGCCAAAAAAUAAAUACAAUUGUUUUUCUUAGCAUCUGCCUCGUUUUAAAGUAAAUGUAAUGUCACCAUCUAACGUUUAGCAUCAAGACCCCGGCUGCUCAGUCGCCUUCGAGCGGGGGGGGGGCUUGGCGGUCGAGAGGGAGGCAGUGUAGGGGGAGGGCAUCCUCUCCACUCAGGCGUAUACUGACGAGUGGUUAGGACUUGUUGAUGGGAAUGAUUUGUUGAUCUGGGGCUAUACAGACUGAGGCGGGUGAUCACAGCUUCCUGUCGGUUUUUUUUUCUCUUCUUCUUUGAGCGUGGGAAAAUAAAUAGUGCAUGCCGUACACCAGUGGCGUUACUUUGCUCAUUCGCUUUACGCGCCGAUCGCCAUACAUGCAUCUCCCCACGCCGUGGGCUAUAGGAGGAUCCACUGGGUCGACACAGUCUGCUGAUCACCAGUGAAGGGGGGGGGGUUUAAGUUUAUGUAUUUGUAUGCAGCUUGUCACACAAUGCAGACGUCAUCUCCACAGGAUUUAGAUCAGCUUUGGCGAUGUUUAGUUUUUUCCACCCCGGCUCCUACCGCACACUGUUGCGAGUGUGGAAUACAGUGAGGACAUCUAUGUUUUUGAGGAGGUUAUCCGGGCAGAUCGGCGGGCAGUUGGAAUACAAGUUUGCGUCCAUUUGAGCCUGUGCUGCAUCGAUUUUAACUCCACCACGGUUGCAUGUUUUUUUCUUCUUUUUUUCCAUCUCCAAAUGUGUGAUCCGUCACUGCAGGGUCGCCCUCGCCGUUUGCCUCUCGCCAACUUGGGGGGCUCGUUUCGCCCCCGCGGCGGUGCCGCCGAGCCUCUGCUCGAGCGGUGAUCCUCGCGCAUAGGAGGUGCCUCCGUACCGCUCGAUUUGCUGGCGGUGCACAGGCUCUCUCCGCGCCGCUAUACUCAAACGGCGAAUUCUGAUAGAGCAACCUCGUCUGGGAGGAGGAGGAGGAGGAGGAGGAGGAGGAGGAGGAGGAGGAGGAGAAAAACGGGGGGCAAAAAGAAGGGGAAAGAUUGGGUGAAAUGUGCCGCGAGGACGCCGCAGACGGUACCGGACAUUAAAAGGAGGCGACGCAACCGAACAUGUCACAGACAAUGAGCAAAAACACCACCGUGCAGGUAUGAAUACUCCUCUGAGGUCUCGUUGCGCGUUGAGUUUGGCAUAGCUCUUCAAUCAACACUAUGGCUGUUGAUGCAUGUGUGGAAUUACGCAUGAACUGAUCUCCUUUUUUUUUCUCCAUCAUGUCCAAGAAUAUUUCGAGUGAUGGUGAAAGCUGUUUUAAUAUUACCAUGUAGAAUUUGGACAAAAAAAGAGACCAGCUGCUAAAAAAAAAUAUAUAUAUAUAUUUGACAUUUCUCACCACGGAACGGACCACUUAGCCGCCACCAUGGGACUGUGACCCGGGCUGCGAGCUCCGAGAGGCGGCUUGUUUGUGGUAGUCUGUGCGCUCCGCGCGCAGACCGGACCCGAGCGGUUGUGACAAUUUUUGUAUAUUUUUUGUGAGCCAUGGCCGCUGCCAUCGCGAGUGGGCUGAUCAGACAGAAGAGACAGGCGCGGGAGCAGCAUCUAGAACGGCCCGCCACCAACCGACGGAGGAAGAGCCCCAACAAGAACAAGGGGCUCUGCAAUGGGAACCUGGUCGACAUCUUCUCUAAAGUGCGCAUCUUCGGCCUCAGGAAGCGGAGACUACGGAGACAAGAUCCCCAGCUCAAGGGUAUAGUGACCAGGUUAUAUUGCAGGCAGGGAUACUACUUGCAAAUGAACCCCGAUGGCUCUCUCGAUGGGACCAAAGAUGACAGCAGUAAUUCCUCUUUGUUCAACCUUAUUCCUGUGGGCCUCAGAGUCGUCGCCAUUCAGUCCGUGAAGACAGGUUUAUACAUCGCCAUGAACGGGGAGGGCCAUCUGUACACAUCAGAACUCUUUACAGCGGAGUGCAAGUUCAAAGAGUCGGUGUUUGAGAACUACUAUGUGAUCUACUCGUCUAUGUUGUACAGACAACAGGAGUCGGGGAGAGCUUGGUUCCUAGGGCUCAAUAAAGAGGGCCAAGCAAUGAAGGGGAACCGGGUGAAAAAAACCAAACCAGCUGCUCACUUCCUGCCCAAGCCAUUAGAAGUUGCCAUGUACAGAGAGCCAUCGUUGCACGACGUUGGAGAGACGGUGCCCAAGGCGGCGGCGCCUCCCAGUAAAAGCACAAGUGAGCCGGCGGUGAUGAACGGAGGUAAACCUGUAAGCAAGCCCGACAAGCCUGCCACAUAGCCCCGCACCAGUACCCAACACGUGUGUGUGUGUGUGUGUGUGCACGCGGAGGUGGGAAAGGUGGUGGGGAGUGACGGAGACUAGACUCUAGACCCUCUUUUCUUCUGGGGACCAGAUCCAGGCGAAAACCACCCCUUCCCUUUUUCGUGCUCCACUUUCUCCAGCCUCGCCCUCCCUUUUCUCCAGCCGGUCCUCGACAUGGACGCAUGGACAACGAGGCGGCUGAGUUUCUCCGGCACACAGGAGGGAAAAAAGAGGACCUCUGAUCAUGGAAUGCCUUUAGAUUCCCCUUAAAAACUGUGAGAACCCUGUGUUUCACGGCCAUGCUCGUGGCAUUUUGCUUGCCAGGCGGUUCGUACAAGAACACCACCCCCCCCCCCUCUCUCUCUCUCUCUCUGUGAUGGCCCCCUGCUACAGCAGCAGAGUCUGUGUACCUUCAGAUCUAUUUUCUAUACCACAGUUCACCAGCUAUGUUCUGGGAUAGAGACUGUAUAGAUAGAGCAAAUAUUUGGACUGUCGUCCUCUAUUUUUUACCAGUACGUUCUCCCCUUCUCCCUCUCUUCUAUCUCUAGACACACUCUUUUUUUCCUCUUUGUCAAGUAACCUAGAAAAGAUAAAAACGUUUUGCAGGGGAGUUGUUUGAUUUUGUAAGAAACACAUUCAAACAGAUGUGGCAACACAUACACAAACAAAAAAAUUAAAAUUUUUGUGUUGCCCGCAACAGGCACAGACACACACACACACACACACUUACAGACAGACACACACAGUUGGUGGAGGGGGACAAAUCAAUGUGUUGCUUGUUUUUUCUUUUCUUUUUACAGCGGAUAGAAACACACUGGAGGCUGGCAGAGAGCUCCUGCAAUCAUAGUUGAUGAAGUGCUAAUUACCGCCACUGCAAUCAAUGCGAGGAGCUCCCUACACACACACAAACGCACACACUAACACACACGCGCGUUUCUAAACAGACCUCUGCGUGUGGGCGGUAGAGCGCUGUAAGGAAUGGUGUCUACAUAUCACUAUCUAAGUCCCAGUAGCGGUUUCCGUUCCGCCUUCUCUGGUAAAUAGAAGAAAACCUGAAGUCUAUUUUUCUUUAAUCUCAUUUCAGAGUGUGGGCUCUAGGAAUAUCUCUAGGCCUUGUGGGCCUCUGUCCCUCACUCACUGACUUCUUUAGACUACGAGGCAAAGGCUCGUGGCUUUGACCCAGAUGGUGGACGACUGCAGCACUAGCAGCCAUUUUAUGGCAGCGUCUAUUCAAAAAAAGCCAGAAAAACAACAUGGCUGAAAACCAGUAGGCGACAUUUAUACUGGCUGCAUCCCUAUUUGGUUCGGCAAACCUAAAGCAUGGGCAAAGGUUAAUGUUGUGUUCUCUCUUCUUGCAGCAGUUAUAAAAGAGAUGGCUUAUAUUGUAACAUUUUCACUGUAUAAAACUUAGGGAAAAUGAAUAUUAUAAAUCAUAACUUUUUAAAUGACUAGAUAUUGUUAUUAUUAAUAUUAUUACUACGAGAGGAUUUGUCUCCUAGUUCAGCAUGCAGAGUCCAGUACCGAUCAUCUUGGCCUAUCACGUGCCUGUUUGGACCUCGAUUCCCGGCAUGCAAAAACAGGUUCCCAGUCCCCGUCACUGGGCCCCGAAGGUGCCUAACCCACUGGAUACAUCCGUGUAGAGGACACGUAGCAUUAUCCAUUGACAAGCCACACUCAGAUGUGUUCAACUCUGAAAAUGACCAAAGUCUUUUCCCAGGAAAUUAAACCGAUUCUUUGCAAAAGAAAACAAAUCAGAUUCAAUCAAUCGAAGCUUUCACUGUGAUUGCGUUUGUUCCGUGCGACAGAAUCAACUCCACUCCCCACCCCCCAAAGGUCUUUACCUGGUGUCAUUUUAGAGAUGUGCGUAUACCUUGAAUUAAUCACGUGCAUGUAUUUUCUACGAAGAGCAAGGUAUGGGUACCGCUCUUUGAUCGGCGUCGCCACGGGAGCGCUGGAGUCGGGUGCUGGGAGUUGCAUGUUGCAGGCUGCAGCACACUCACAGCGGAUCCGAAGGUAAACCCGCUGCACUCUCCGUUUCGGCAUCUUCAUCACGACUGUUAGCGGUUUAUCAGAGCUCUGUCUGAAUCGAUCAAUUCAUAACGUUCGUCUUGUUCUGAAGGAAUUUUUUCCCCCGAAUAGUUUUGUUAGAUAAGAUUUAGAAUACGGAGUAGAUUGUUGCUGCUGUGUGCGUGAUGCUAAAACUGCAAUUUAUGUUCAGAAGUUGAUUUGAUGAAUGUGAUUUUAUUGGGUUUACACAUGAUCGUUUCUUAUUACAGCACAUUGAAGCGCAUUAGUUGGAAUACUUAUCUGUACAAAGCUCUUAAAUGGCAUACGAUGCACACACACACGCACACACACACAGGAGCUGGAAACCACUGUAGUUGUAUUUGGGGCUGAUGUUCUGUCCUCAUUACAGCCAAUCAUCCUCCACUCUUACAAACUCUACAUGCAGGGCUGGCUGCUGCUCCAGCCCUGCGGUCCAGAUAACUGGCUUCUCCGAGGCUGACUUUAUUUUUGUAAAUGCCCGGUGUGUAAAUGUACAUCUCUGUUUGGAUCUCUGUAGCCACUAUUUCAUUUCACAUUUAUUUUUUUCUUCUAAUUUGUCUUGUAGCCUAUACGGGUUGUGCUUGAUGUCGUCUCCUGAUACCGAUCAUGUUUGCUUUGCCCCCCCCCUCCCCCUCUUUUCAGAUGUGUCACGAGAAUCUUCUAGCAAACGUCUCCGUUUCCAACCUCUUGUUUUAUACACUGUCCCAUCUGUUGCAUGGGGAGAGGAUGGCAUCAAUGAACUGCAUGUAGUAGGCUAUGUCUAUCGAGAACUGUUGGUAUGUACCGCUAAUUUUACAUACAUAUAUGCAACGAGUUUGUCUACACUAUACAGUUUGUGUUCGUUGUAGACGCACAUACAACAUAUUGAAUAGAAUAUUUAUACAAAAAGGUGUACUGUAAUGUCAGUAACAUACUUAAUGCAAUAUAGGGUGCAGUAUAUUAUUGCACCUGUCACUUUCGAUGGGACAAAGAAAACGGAGGGGUUUGGCUAGUUUAAGCAUGAAAAAAAAAGAAAAAAAGGCCAAAGUAGAAUUUACAUUAAAUUUUCUUUGUGACUUCUCAUCGGCUCUCUUUUCAAGUGGUGACUGAGCUCUUGUGUCAAUGCAGCUCUCAUCCCCUGAUGCCACCUUUUCGAAGUGUCAUGGACAUCCAGCAUGCCACAACGGAACUAUGUAUGCCCUCUCUUUGUUUCCUCCACGUAGAAGUUUAACCUCGUCACUUGUGUGUGUUGAAAUGUUGGAAAUGUCCGUCACGUACCUUCGGUACAGCGUGGCUUUCAUUGGCAGAUUGUUUGGUUUCCGGUGGAAAAGAAUAGGCACUGUUAAAAUGAUUUAUUUUCAACAACAAAAAAAAGAAAUAUAUAUACCAUUGCAAGUAUGCCCAUUGGAGUUAUGUCAUGUUAUAACAGAUUUGUAACCAUGUAUGAUUAAGGUCUUCGCAUUGUUUUCCAUGCAAACAUGUUGUCAUGCGGCACAUUCAAUGUUUUAUUAUUAAAAAAAAGAAAUAAAAACCUCAAACAGUAA
Anarrhichthys ocellatus (wolf-eel) is the source of this 7604-nucleotide messenger RNA. RefSeq names its product fibroblast growth factor 14 (gene fgf14). The transcript has 5 exons. The record is from RefSeq and is a predicted model, not a curated record. NCBI's taxonomy places the organism in Eukaryota, Metazoa, Chordata, Actinopteri, Perciformes, Anarhichadidae. The coding region runs from base 3262 to 4011 and encodes 249 amino acids. Gene Ontology annotation, molecular function: growth factor activity.